Messenger RNA from Seminavis robusta, 1740 nucleotides. Lineage: Eukaryota; Bacillariophyta; Bacillariophyceae; Naviculales; Naviculaceae. The record is from the annotation of a GenBank genome assembly.
AUGAAGUACGCUACUGCUACUGCUGCUACCCUCCUCCUCCUGACCCAAGGCGCCUUUGGCUUGUUCCGUGAUCAGAGCACCAAGAAGGAUCAUGAACAGAUCCAGCGAAAGCUAGAACAGGGAAUGGUUUGUGAGCUCGACCAUACGUAUGCUCAAUCUGCCGACACUGAAGUCCGUGUCUACGUGAGGUCCUACCCAGGAGACGGAGAUGGUCUCUUUGACAUUACUGUGCGCAAGGAGCCCUGGGCGCCCGCAGGAGGCAGUGUGACAAACCCCGGUUGGUGCAUUGAUUACGACCGUUUCAUCAGUACUGGCUACUACAGCAUGGAUAUCUUCAGUGCCUUUGACCCAGAGUUGCACUACCACAAUAACAAUCCCAACAAGCGUGCCGUCGAUAAGCGUGAGAAUCUCCCCAAUCUGGCAUGGAUGAUCAACCACAUCAAUGUGGGAGAUUACAUCAACGCAUACGUGCCUGGUUACAGCAGCAAGUGUAGAAGGACCAUCAAGUGGCAAGACAUGCAAGGAGCCAUCUGGCGUAUCAUUGAUAAUAACAAUGGAGAGAGCUGGCUGGGAUCGUCCAACAGCAACUGUGCUUCUGAGUGGAUCAAGCGGGAAGCCAUGAGCAAGGGGAACAACUACGUACCUGACUGUAUGGAUGCCAAUGAACUUGUUCCUCUCGUCUAUGUCGUCGACACAGACGAUGGUGGUACCAACAAUGGAGAUAUCACCAACCAAGUCAUCAUGUCCGAGACCAAGCUCAAGUCCAUUGAGGGCAUGUGCAAAUGCGCUCCCCCUGGUGUUCCGUUUGGAUCCUACACGGGCAAUCCUCAGUGCCACAGUGGUGGUAGCACCACGCCCUUUGGAUACGAUUACGGAUGGAAGAUGAACGGAUGCCAAGCUGGAUCGUACACACUCGAUACCGGCGGUGAAAUCAAGGGAUCCUGUGCCGUGGCCGCCCAGAUUAUCCUCGACGUAGAAUGUAACGAUGACAAGUCCGCCACCAUUUCCUGGAGUGGAACCGGUGGAUCCGUCAUGGCCAUCAAGGUGAAGGGUGGCUUUGGCGGAACAGUCUACCCUGCCAGUGACAUGCGCAAUGGAGGAACCUUUGUCGCCGGAUUCAACAAUGGCGGUCAGCGCGCUGACAUUAGCCACAUUGAAAUCUGUCUCAACUGUGUCGGACCCGAAUGUUACGUCGUAGAAGACCCCCCGGCUCCUGAUGCCGACCCCACGGAGACUGAUCGCAGUGACUUUUGGAGCUCUGUCGAGACUGCUGCCAUUGGUAUUGGCCAAGACACUCUUGAGAUCCGUGCCAACCCUGACAGCGAUGAGUGGCUCUGGAUCAAUGGAAACAUGGUCAAGGUUGCCGAAGGUGAAUGGGCUAAGGCGUCCAUCUCGGGAUUCAUGGUCCGCUACAAGCAGACCAGUUCUGCCGUGAGGGAAGCCAUCAUUUACCUCGAAGGUCCCAAGGAGAAGAUUUCCUUCAAGACAUUCAAGUCCUUUGUCCGCAUUGAUGUGGACUGGAAGGAUUCUCAAAACUACGGAGGAGCCUUGGGAUUGUUGGGAAGUUACGACCACGAAGGUGCCAUGUUCGGACGUGAUGGAAAGACUCUCAUCAAGAACCACCACAAGUUUGGACAGGAAUGGCAAGUCGAGGACUCGGAACCCAGGCUCUUCCACUCUUAUGAAGGUGCUGUGGUCAACAAGAAUGAACGAGCGCAUGAUGAUGAGAAGGAGGCGUAG